AGUAAAUGCCUCAGAAAGCCUCAGUCUUCCCACUGACACGAGUCUGUAAGGGCGCGGAAAAUCGCGGUUUAGAGAUCGGUGUUCGCGAUCCGUCUGAUUUCAUAAAUUAAACUGCGACGCGGCCCGGAAAUGUCGCUAAUUAACUUGAAAUCGAAAGACAUGUACGACGAGCCCAUUAACCUGUGGAGGACCAAACAACGCGUCCAUUACCACCACGAUGUGAUAUCCAAGGGAAACGACCACAGAUCCUCCGAUGCCUGCGAAUACAUAACCAUAACUGCGCCAAAGAAGUCGGGUUCGUUCUCGAGAUCCCCGCCAGGCUCGCUGCCCACUUCGGUACCCGGUACACCUCGUCACUCGGUGGCCGCCACCUCGAAUCAAGUGAUCCGUUACGCCCGCACGUCCUGUGAUCACUGCGGGCACCACAGCAUUCCGGUCAUGUCGCCGCAUCCCAUCUCUCCGCUGGCCAAGUCGCAGACCAACCUGGAUCUCGUGGAGCACGCCAGCCAGCGCCAGGCCCUGCUCCCGCUGCCCACCAUCGGGAUGCACCACGAGGACUCCGCCUGCACCUUGCAGGUGUCCCGCCGGCCUUCGCUGCUCCUCCAGGAGAUCCUCACCCAGCGACCGCCGCUCUUCGGGCGCAGGGAUGGCAACGGCUUCCUGUCGCCAAGGACUACCAAGAAUGGUAACCUGCAGGGAACAGCGAGCGGCAGCACAGCGACCAUAAACUUCCAGAGUGGAGCCACCAGUGCCAGGAAUGGAUCCACCGCCUUCUUCGACAAUGGGGCCAAGAGCUUUCAGGCCAAGCAGCAGAAGGAGAAAAACCGACGCACUGGCAACGAUGCCAUAAGUUCGGCGCUGUCGGCCACCUAUUGCAAGCUGUUGGUACUACUCGGCGUUUGUCUGCCGAUCACGGAAGUUAUAUCCGAUCAGAUACCGACCUACGUGUACCAGGGGUUCUACGUAUACCUCUAUGUGGGCAGCAUACUCUUUGUGGUCUUCCUGUACAUCAGUGCCUUCCGAAACCGAUCGCUCUUCAAUGCCCUCAAGGACUUUCACGAAAAGAACAGCAAUGUGCAUCUGAAGCACAAGGUGACCCAUUUUGGCAGCUUUUACCUGAGAGUGGGAGCCAUCGCCUUCGCCAUUGGAACUAUGGUGUAUUCGGGACUAGAGUUUGGCCAGUUCUUCGAGCUGAAUGGCCAUCCCGGCUGCCGGGAUGUCUUCGUGGCCAUCACACCCAUCUGCCGGAUGGUACUGUGCAUCGCCCAGGUGCAGUUCAUCUUCCUGAACACCACCUACAUGGACAUGGCGCGGCACAAGGUGACCUCGCGCUUCGGCCUGAUGCACAUGGUGGCCACCAACUUGUGCGAGUGGCUGUACGUCCUGGUGGAGGAGACCAAGCACGAAAUUUUCCACAUCGGACAGCACGAAGUGGAUCCCGCCCACGACCUGGUCAUGCACAACAGCUCCAUGAGCAGAACGGACUGGUCCGCGGUCAAUGAGUCACUGCAUCAGCAUCAUCGCCAUCAUGCGCCCAGCACCGCCGUGCUGGCCAACGUGAGCUCCGUAAUCGCGAAUAUGACCAUUACUCCUUCGCCCACGCCGGCUGCCUUCAGCGGCUGUUCCCGCACCACGAUUAUGGGUGCUCUGGUGCAGCAGCUCUCGCCAUUCCUGUUCCCCUGCACCAUCGAGUACUCGCUCAUUUGCGCCGUAAUCCUCUUCGAGAUGUGGAAAACUGUCAAAUCGAUUCCGGACAUCGACAAGAGCCGCAAGAAUUCCGUGAAGCCCGCGGCCGCCAAGCCUGCCCAUCACUUCUCCGUGGACUGCUCCCAGUCGCACAAGGGCCUCUUCUUCGGGAUUCUGAUCAUAGUGAUGACCAUUAUCUCCAUGAUCAUGUACUUCGUGCUGUACACCCAGCCGGGCUACGAGCUGGUGGCCACCCAGGAGGUCACUCUGUGGGAGACCUUCAUGUACUUCAUGUGCGCAGCGGCUGUGAUAACGGGCAUGAUCCUCAUGCGCGAUCUGCGCUACAUCAAGAACAACAGCGACGAGCACCACUCAAUGGAUUUGGAUAAUCUCCUGCUGAUUGUGGCCCAGACCGGGGUGUACCUGUACGGAAUGUUCAGCAUCCUGGGCAGUUACUUCGCCAAAUGGGACACCGUGCCCGACCGGGUGGAGGGCAUUGUAGCGGAGGUCUUUGGAGUGGUGCAGACCUCGCUGCAGACCAUGUUCAUCCUGCACUCCAGCCAUCGGCGCUGCAAGGGAACCAGUCAGGUGAGAAGGAAGCCGGGCAGGGAGAUCAUCACGUUCCUGCUGGUGGCCAACAUUGCCAUCUGGUUCGUCAACACCCUGAUCAAGGGACGAGCCGUCUUCAGGGAGAGCCAUCUGGAGUUCUUUGGCGUCUGGGGCUGGACGAUCAUCACCCACAUCUCCAUGCCGCUGGCCAUUUUCUACCGCUUCCAUUCGACCAUUUGCCUCUUCGAGGUGUGGAAAAUCACCUACAAGGCCAAGGCGCAUUAGUGGCUAAAUCGAAACUGUUGAUUAGUUUUACAGCUUUCAUUUGAAUAAGUUAGUUUAAAACCCAGCCGACUACUUGACUUAACUAACAUUAGUUAAUUUAUGCGUAGGUGCGAAACUUGUUGACAUUGCUAGCACAAAAUAAAGAUUUAUUUAUUC
This is a messenger RNA of Drosophila erecta, 2676 nucleotides long. RefSeq names its product proton channel OtopLc. Gene Ontology annotation, molecular function: proton channel activity. Gene Ontology annotation, biological process: proton transmembrane transport. Gene Ontology annotation, cellular component: membrane. The record is from RefSeq and is a predicted model, not a curated record. Bases 130 to 2520 code for a protein of 796 amino acids. NCBI's taxonomy places the organism in Eukaryota, Metazoa, Arthropoda, Insecta, Diptera, Drosophilidae. The transcript has 6 exons.